UGUUUGUUGCCGGAUAUCACAAAUCUUUGAAAUUCGCAGGAGAAAUGAACGGUACUGGUAUUGAUUUAAGCAACGGUCGGGAAGAUAUUGCUGUUUAUUUUAAACCAAAUCCAACAGAACAGACGUUCCCAUUGUUUCAGUACUCUCCAGUCAACAUCCAAGGACCAGGAUGCCUUGUUGACCCCAGUGAAAUUACCCUGACUGGAUGCUCCUGCCUUUCUUAUACAUGCAUUAGUGAGAGCUGUGGCUGCCUGCAGACUCAUGGACAAUCAUACUCCAGCAAUGGCACAUUAGUGAACAUUAAUGUAUCGGAUAUUGGUCACUCUACACCUGUCUUUGAGUGUAACGCCCUUUGUUCCUGCAGUGACAAUUGCUCAAAUCGAGUGGUGCAAAGAGGUUUGAGACUGAGUUUGCAGGUAUGCAUGAUGAGCAACAGGGGAUGGGGAGUGCGGACGCUUCAGCCAAUCCCAUGUGGGACGUUUGUCUGCGAGUAUGCAGGGGAAGUUAUCAGUUUUGAAGAGGCCAGACGAAGGCAAAUUGCCCAGAGGUUUGAGGAAAAUAAUUACAUUAUUGCUGUAAGGGAGCAUGCUGGCACUGACUCCGUCACAGAGACAUUUGUAGACCCGGCCAUGGUAGGAAACAUAGGUCGCUUUCUAAACCACUCCUGCUUGCCGAACUUGUUCAUGGUGCCAGUCCGUGUACACUCUUUAGUUCCCAGAUUGGCUUUGUUUGCUGCCCGGGACAUCGAUAUCCAAGAGGAGCUAACAUUUGACUAUUCAGGAGGCUACAAAAACCAAAAACCAGGACAGCUACACUUCACACAAUCUGACGCUGCAAAUCAGGCCAGUAGGACAGUCCAAAGGAAAGCUUGUCACUGUGGUGCUAACAACUGUGCUAAAUUCCUGCCUUCGGAUGUAUCUAUUUUAAAUUAGCGUAAUUUGAAUGUUUUGUCAUAUUUAUUUUGCAUUUCCUAAUAUCAAUUAAAUAUAAAGUGCUUUAAUUUGCUUUGAAAGCAUGUUUAAAUGAGCCACUCUGAACAUCGAACACAAACAUGUUCUAUCCUUAUUAUAUGGUGUUUGGCCCUUUAAUGUGGAGGGAACUCCUUGACAUGUUCUUCCUGCACACUCAAUUUCAGACAUUGGAGAAUACUUGCUCUGUACAGAAAAUAUCUCAGUGGUUACUCUCGUCAUGUCUUAUUACACAGCAUCGCAUUUCUCCCACCUCACGUGUUUGUCAGGAGCAGUACUAUCGUUUGCGCCAAGAUUUAUUUAGUAUCAACUGCGCUUUUACUCAUUUUGUCAUAACAGUGAGUCUUUUGGCUGAAAUUAAUUUGUCACUAAAAAAAGCAAAAGCUCAAACAUUAAUACUGCCAUGACUCUCAUUUAAGUCAUUUUCAACAAUCACUCUUUUCUCGGUAUUCUCAGUUUGUCAUCGUUCUUGGGCCUCAGAGAGGUGGGACAAAUUAAAAUGGGCCUCGGGGUAAUUUGGUACAGAAACAAGUUUUAUUCCCCAGUCUAAGGAAAAGAAGUGUCCUACUUUAGUGUGACUGCUUCUGAAAUCAGGCCCUCCUCUCAAUGUGGCCCAUUUUCCAUCCAGACCUGCUUUCAUCUUAUUAAUAUCAACAUCUGGGUUAAUUAGAAUAGAGGCUGUCUUUCAUGCCCAAAUGGGAGUGCUGCUGUAGCCACACUGGGCAUGGGAGAGAUGAGAGUGUAGGAGUGGACAGGCAUGAAGGCUGCUGUCAAGUUGCUUUUUUGUGAAAGGUGUGUCAAAUUUUUCUGUGAACAGUAAUGAAAAAUAGCCCCCCUAGUCUGAUUCAAUUUGUGUGUGGAUAGCAGAUUAACUCUUUUAAACACUCACUUAUGAUGGGCAAUUUGAAUCGAAUGAUCUUUUUUGCAUGGGUUAUGUACAGCUAGCACGAAUGGGAUUUUGUUUAACAACACUAUGGUUGUUCAUAAUGUAUAGAAAUUACUGGGGCAAAUAGUAAUUGUUGGCUGACAAAACUGUGUUGUGUAACAGUAUUGUGUAUUCAACCAUAUU
Molecule: messenger RNA, 2037 nt
Organism: Corythoichthys intestinalis (scribbled pipefish)
Lineage: Eukaryota; Metazoa; Chordata; Actinopteri; Syngnathiformes; Syngnathidae
Gene: setmar
Product: SET domain and mariner transposase fusion gene
Exons: 2
Coding region: 45-932 (295 amino acids)
Cellular component (GO): nucleus
Molecular function (GO): protein binding; histone methyltransferase activity; zinc ion binding
Source: RefSeq, a predicted model, not a curated record